UCUGGCUGGCGGUCAGCUGACAGAGCGGACCCGUUUGUGAUGUUUACUUUCUUUGUUUAGUGCGUGUACCUGCGUUUUUCUUUGAAUGAAUGCAGCGCUAUGCUUCGCCACGGAGAACCAUGGUAGUCGUGAACUCGGUGCUGAAGCUCGUGCAGAGGCAGACGUACACCUGUCUGUCCCACCGAUACGGGCUAUACCUCUGCUUUGGGGGGAUCGUCCUCAUGAUAGUUUCCGCCUUUCAGUUUGGAGAGGUGGUGGUAGAGUGGAGUCGAGACCAGUAUCAUGUGCUGUUUGACUCCUACAGAGACAAUGUGGGUGGAAAAUCCUUCCAAAGCAGGCUCUGUCUGCCCAUGCCUAUUGAUGUAGUGUACACGUGGGUGAAUGGCACAGACAUGGCUCUGCUGAAGGAACUGAAGGUGGUCAAAGAGCAACUGGAGGAGGAACAAAGAGCUCUGAGGGAACGCCUGGGGAAAAAUGCAAGUGAGACAACUGAAGCGCCAAAAGACAGUGUUAAGCCAGAAUGCCUGCUGUCCCACUGCAUCAUAGCGCCCAUGCUGGCGCUGGACCCCGCUCUGCCAGCCAACGUUACACUCAAAGAGCUGCCGUCACUCUCUCCCUCGCUCUCUGCUGCCAAAGAGCUGCUGCUGAUGAACAAACCCUUCCACCCGUCCACCACCGCCUCUGUGGUCGUCUUCCAUUCGCAGGCUGACGCUGAUAAAGCCUAUACCGAUGUGUCCAAAGAAGAUCAGAAAUUCUCUGUGUCCAGAUGUUACCUGACGACAGAUAAAGAGGCUCCAGGCCUGAUCCGCAUGCAGGCUCUGGCCUACCUGAGCGGCUUCCCAGCAUCCUUCAAGGAGACGGAGCCGCUGAGAGUCAAACUGCCCUCUGUCAUAACCAACAAGAUCAAACAGUUUGAGUUGUACUCUGAGGCGAGCAUCGCCCUGCUCCACCUGAAGACCCCACAGGACUUCUCCGAUCUGACGCAGCAGGCUAAAAAGAACCUGACCCUGGAUGGGAAAGAGUUAACCAUCAGCCCCGCCUACUUGUUCUGGGACCUCACCGCUAUCUCACAGUCCAAACAGGAUGAAGAUGUUUCAGCCAGCAGAUUCGAGGACAACGAGGAGCUCCGCUAUUCGCUGCGCUCGGUGGAGAGACACGCCCCCUGGGUGCGUCACAUCUUCAUCGUCACUAACGGGCAGAUUCCCUCCUGGCUCAACCUGGAUAACCCCAGAGUUACUGUUGUCACACAUCAGGAUGUCUUCCUGAACAACAGCCACCUUCCCACCUUCAGCUCCCCCGCCAUAGAGACACACAUCCACCGCAUCCCAGGGCUCUCCCAGAAGUUUAUUUACCUCAACGAUGACGUGAUGUUUGGCAAGGACGUCUGGCCGGACGACUUCUACAGCCACUCCAAAGGACAGAAGGUGUAUCUCACCUGGCCUGUUCCCAACUGUGCUGAGGGCUGCCCAGGAUCCUGGAUCAAAGAUGGGUACUGUGACAAAGCCUGCAACAACUCUGCGUGUGACUGGGAUGGAGGAGACUGCUCCGGUGCAGCUGGGAAUAGUCGCUUCGGUGCAGGGGUCGGUGUUGGCGUGCCCGGUGGAGCUGGUGGACAGGUGUGGCAGUUUGCAGGUGGUAUGGGAGGCCUUGGGGGGACGUCCUACUGUAACCAAGGCUGUGCCAACUCUUGGCUGGCGGACAAGUUCUGUGACCAAGCCUGCAAUGUGCUUUCAUGUGGCUUUGAUGUGGGCGACUGUGGCCAAGAGCACUUUGGCGAGCUGCACCGUGUGACCCUGCGGAGGAACCAGAGCCUCUACACCCUCCCAGUGGGCGAGGUCAGGCCAUAUUUCAGCUUUAAUGGACUCGCUCGCAGAGUCUCUGAGGCCCACGUCAGCGACAGCCCCGUGGUCCGCCACACCUCCGUCGCCAACAAAUGGAAGACCGUUCACUUGCUUCUUUAUCCCGGCCACAACGCCAGCCAGAUCCAGUACAACCUCACGUUCCAAAGAGAAGACGACACGGAGUUCACGAUGACCUUCGGCGUAGCUGUCGACACCCGCGAGGUUCCUCAGGCGAACGUGUCCAAGACUGCGAGCAAAGACGCCGGCAAAGAGGCGAAGCCGACACCAACUCCUGAGCCAGUGUUCCCUUUCUCAGAUAUUCCUGAGGACAAACGGGGUCCUAAGAUCCAGAGGAGGCGGCCUGGCGAACCCCACGUUGUCAUAGAGGUUCCUUCACUCAAUGUGUCACUUUUACCGGCUGUUGUCCGCACCGAGCUGCAAAAGCUGGAGGAGAAGCUUCUGACCGGUGACAUUACUGUGAAGGGUUAUAACCUCACGAAGGCUGAACUUCUUAAGCCUUACAAGACGCUGGCUGAACAGCAGCAGGUCAUCCAUUCACAGGCAGCUAAUGAGGGUGCAGCCAAGGUCCAGGCAAAGCCCUAUAAAGACUUGGAGGGAGAGUUAGAACCACCUCUGGAAGAGAAAGCUGGAAAUGUUAUUCAGAAAAAUCUAAACUCAAAACAAGAGAAGUCCAGGAAAAUCGUGACGGUGCAAGGCCCCCCGGUCAUGCCUCUCAUCCCCGUCCAUAUUGAUGAUAAGCAUAAGGUAGAGUUUGUAAAACCCACAUCUCAUCCUCUGAAUGCUGCCAUUGAGAGGCCAAUGACGUCCAAACUGCUGAGCAGCAUUUCCAAAAUCAGAAGCACUGAGAGUCACGAUGAGCCGGCCAACGCUGCGGGAGGAGCUCCAGUCGGGAGGAGACUCCAGCACUUCACCUCCUCAGACCGAGGCUUUCUGCCAUGGGAGAGGAGGAAGUACUUUCAGGCGCUCCUCGAGGAAGAGGAACGUCUGCAGAAAGAGCUGCUGUAUGCGACUGGCGGCGGCGCCACUGGUCGAAGGCUGCAGGACACUUUUGCCGACUCCCUCCGUUACGUCAACAAGCUGCUCAACGGCCAGUUUGGCUUCACGUCCCGCAAAGUCCCCGCACACAUGCCUCACAUGAUCGACCGACUCAUCAUGCAGGAGCUGCAGGACACAUUCCCGGAGGAGUUCGACAAGACGUCAGGCCACCGCGUGCGUCACUCAGAAGACAUGCAGUUCGCCUUUUCGUACUUCUACUUCCUGAUGAGCGCUCAGCAGCAGCUCAACGUCUCUGAGGUGUUUGACGAGAUCGACACCGAUCAUUCGGGCAUCCUGUCCGACCGAGAGAUUCGAACACUCGCCACCAGGAUCCACGAGCUCCCUCUCAGCCUCCAGGAUCUGACAGGCCUGGAGCAGAUGUUGAUAAACUGCUCCAAGACUCUCCCGACGAACCUGACCCAGCUCCACCUGGUGAACCCCACUCAGGAGACCUACUAUGACCCCAGCAUGCCUCCUGUUACAAAAGGCCUCGUCCUUUACUGCAAGCCCAUCACCGAGCGCAUCCACAAAGCCUUCAGAGACCAGAACAAGUACAAGUUCGAGAUCAUGGGAGAGGAGGAGAUAGCUUUCAAGAUGGUGCGAACCAAUGUGUCGCACGUGGUCGGACAGUUGGACGACAUAAGGAAGAAUCCGAGGAAGUUCAUCUGUCUGAACGAUAACAUCGACCACACCCACAAGGACGCUGCCACAGUCAAAGCCGUGCUCAGAGACUUCUAUGAGUCCAUGUUCCCGCUGCCGUCCCAGUUCGAGCUGCCCAGAGAGUAUCGCAACAGGUUCCUGCACAUGGAGGAGCUCCAGGAAUGGCGGGUGUAUCGGGACAAGCUGAAGUUCUGGACUCACUGUGUCCUCGUGACACUCGUCAUCUUCACCGUCAUGUCCUUCUUUGCCGAGCAGCUGAUUCUGCUGAAGCGAAAGCUGUUCCCCAGACGCAGAGUGAACAGGGACACCAACCCUGAGCGGGUGUGAAAGAGGACGACUUCCCUCUCCUCUCCUUCCUAUGCUUCAACCUCCACCCCUCCUCUCCUGCUCGGUAGAGAGGACAGGAGAGGAUCCAGACCGGGGGACUGGGUGGAAAUGGGAAUCUGAAGUCCUCAGUGCUUGUGGUUGCAUCAGCGCGGACGGAUCAUAGAGACUCACGAGAGACGGCGGUGAAACAUUUUUCAGAUGAUGAUGGAUGGGGCUGGCCGGUGAAGGGAAUAACAGCCAAAAAGAAGAAGCCUGCACAUCUUCUUUUCCGCCACUGGGGGCAUCCGAGACUUUUCAUACAACACACAAACGAACAUAAAACACUCCCUCCACACUGCAGCACCCUCCUCUUGCCCUGUCCUCUCUGUCAUUGAUUGAUGUGGUGUUGAGGUGUGAAAACACUUGAUAGCAGCAGUUCGGGACUGCGUGUGUGUGUGUGUGUGUGUCAAAAGUUUUACCAUAUAAUUCACAAACUAUUGUGUUUGGAGCUGGUGCUUGAAACUAAAAGUCAAAUAAUUGAUUGACAGAAGGAAAAAAAAAAAAAAAAAUUAACUAUUUCAAAAACGCAUUAAUCGUUUUUGUCACUUUUCAAGUAAAAAUGCCAAACAUCUGUUUGUGUCUGUUGCGUUUGGCUUUUACCCCUGUGGCUUCCUUUUAAAGACAUAGAGCCAGGAGUGCAUAUAGGAUGAAUAGGAAUAAUCCAUUUAAGUGUUGGUGAUUGUCUUCGUCCUUUAUCUUUAAAUACAUGAAAACUUGAAGUGCCUUCGUUGUUCAUUCCUGCUUGUUUGAACUUUUUUUUUUUUUAAUGUCUUCUUAUAAAUGUUGGCCAAUGCACAUCACACCCUAAUUUAGCGAUUUCCAAUGAGAAUGAAUGGGCCAUAGGAUAAUAUAUCAUUCUUACCGUGGUACGAAUGCAGUCGAUUGUCGGAGCUACAUGUCAGUGAUACUACAGCUUUCAUAUCCGCCUGUAUGUGUGUCCCCGUGGGACUCGACAGGAUCGUUACUGUCUGAAAUUCAGACCCCCUCAGCAUGUUCUGUAACUUAUUUUGGUUGUAUUAUUGUAACAGUGAACCAAGUGAGUGAUGCACCUGAUUUGAAUGCUGAAGAAUGUAAACAUAAAGAUGCUCAUCACCUCUUCACACUCUUUUCCUCUGAAUGUCAGUUUUACAAACUUCUUUAUUACUAUAAUGUUAAACUAAUACGGAAGUGACUCCCAGAUGCUGUCGCUUUUUUGUCAGUCAUAUGAUGUUCAGGGUGAUGUAACCAGGCGAGACAAUGAGUAAUGAAUUAGGAAAUGGGAUUUCCUCAGUCUGCAUCAGUUCAAUGGUUCUGCUGACUGAAAUAAAUGUGAUUUGGUUCAGUCA
Messenger RNA from Seriola dumerili (greater amberjack), 5248 nucleotides. It is a transcript of the gene gnptab, whose product is annotated as N-acetylglucosamine-1-phosphate transferase alpha and beta subunits. The transcript has 21 exons. Gene Ontology annotation, cellular component: Golgi apparatus. Gene Ontology annotation, molecular function: calcium ion binding; UDP-N-acetylglucosamine-lysosomal-enzyme N-acetylglucosaminephosphotransferase activity. The coding region runs from base 90 to 3884 and encodes 1264 amino acids. Gene Ontology annotation, biological process: N-glycan processing to lysosome; carbohydrate phosphorylation. Lineage: Eukaryota; Metazoa; Chordata; Actinopteri; Carangiformes; Carangidae. The record is from RefSeq and is a predicted model, not a curated record.